AGAGAGAGAGAGAGAGUGCAGAAAUUUCUUGGCAAGAGCCGCUCGCCUCCGAUCUCCGGCGUCAACACCGACCGGUUGCAGCAUCGGAGAAGAAGGGGCACGGCACGCAGUGUUUGAGCCAUCGAUUGCAAUGGCGAUUGAGCACCAGCAGAAGAGGAAGGACAAGAAGAGAAAGCAUGGUAAGGAGGGUUCGGAGGCUCCGGCUUCGAAGAAGGCGAAGCCGGUGAGCUCAAAGUCCGUGCCCAAGGGUGUAGUAGAUAAAUCGAGGCUGCAGAAGCAACGGAAACAAUCGAAUUAUAAGAAAUCGGAUGCUGGGAACGAGAAGAAGCAGCCCAUGACGAAGAAAGAGGGUCGCUUGCAUGCCAAGGAACUGGCAGAGGCUAGGAAGCAGAAAAGGAAAAGGCAUUACACUCUUGAACAGGAGCUUGCGCAUCUUUGGGAAAAGAUGAGACAACAUGACAUUGCCAAGGAGGACAGAUCACGGUUGGUUACUGAAGCUCUGAAAAAGAUGAAGGGUAAAAUCUCUGAAAUUGCUAGCUCCCAUGUUUCAUCUCGCGUUUUGCAGACUUGCAUCAAGUACUGUUCUCAAGCAGAAAGGGACGAAGUAUUUGGGGAGCUUCAGCCACAUCUUCUCAACCUUACAUGCAGUACUUAUGCAGUUCAUCUGGUCAAGAAAUUGUUAGAUAGCGCCUCAAAAAAGCAGCUGGCUGCUUUUAUCUCCUCAAUCCAUGGGCACGUUGCGUCUCAUCUGCGUCACAUGGUUGGAUCCGUUGUAAUUGAGCAUGUGUACCAAUUGGCAAAUGCGACUCAAAAACAAGAACUCCUGAUGGAAUUAUACUCUACAGAGCUGCAGCUGUUUAAGGACCUUGUAUCUACGAAAGAAAGCAGGUUAUUGGAUGUCAUUUCAAAGCUUGGCCUGCAGAAAUCCUCAGUUUUAAGACACAUGAGUUCAGUUAUUCAACCAAUUCUAGAGAAAGGGAUCGUUGAUCACUCAAUUAUCCACAGAAUGUUAAUGGAGUACUUUAGCAUAGCUGACAAGUCUUCUGCCAGAGAUUUACUCCAACAAUUAUCAGGUCCUCUUCUUGUCCGAAUGAUCCAUACUAGAGAUGGAUCCCAAAUUGGAAUGUUGUGCAUCAAACAUGGGAGUGCUAAGGAAAGAAAGAAAAUCAUCAAGGGAAUGAAAGGUCAUAUUGGCAAGAUAGCUAAUGAUCAAUGUGGAAGUUUGGUACUUGUUUGCAUUGUUUCAGUUGUGGAUGAUACUAAGCUUGUAACAAAGAUGAUCAUGCGUGAGCUUCAAACGAUUCUGAAGGAGCUGGUUCUAGAUAAGAAUGGAAGGCGUCCAUUCUUACAGCUACUUCAUCCAAAUUGUGCACGCUAUCUCAGUCCCAGUGAUUUCGCUUCUUUAAAUUCAUCAAUUCCUUCUCUUUGCAGCAAGGAUGCAUCGGAAGCCGAUUCCAUAGCAGAAUUAGGAGAUGUUAAUGAGAAAGCUGACACGGAAAUGGCAGUGGCGAAGGAGCACGAUGAAGAUGGAAGUCCUGAUGAGGUUGAUCACACGAUUAAUGGUGGCAAAAAAGAUCCAUUAAUAAGGAGACGAGAAUUGUUGGUGAAUAGUGGGCUUGCAGAGGGUCUUGUUGAUGUGUGCAUUGAAAAUGUGGGAGAGUUAAUUGCUUCAAAUUUCGGGAAAGAAGUCAUCUAUGAGGUGGCAACUGGGGGAGCCGAUGGGAUCCUCCAUCCAACUCUGGAUGACAAAAUAAACUCAUUGCAUGAAGCAAUAGCAGCUCUCGUGGCCCAGCCCAAAUCUGAAGACACUGAAGAAGAGCACGUCCUCGAAAAUUUCCAUUCCAGUCGAACAAUCAGAAAGCUGGUCAUGGACUGCCCUUCUUUUGCUGUCACACUGUGGAAAAAGGCGCUGAAGGGGAAAUGCAGAACAUGGGCUCAAGGCCACAGCUCUAAGGUGAUUACAGCAUUCUUGGAGUCGUCGGACUCAAAGGUCUGUCAAUUGGCGAAAGAAGAGCUGCAGCCCUUGAUCGACGAAGCAAUCAUCAAGCAGCCCGAAGCGAAAACCGUCAAACAAUGAAAGAUUGAAGUCCGAAGAUCAAGAAAGGAGCGGCGUUGUGAAGCCCGCGUAACUGUAAGCUAACGCACAUCAACAAUUAAGGCCUGAGAAUUGGGAGACGUACUCUGAAGCCCGCGUCUUCAAAUGCUAGUCCAUUGGCGACGAAAUAUUAAGAUGACUCGAUGAUUUUGCUGCUCUGGUGGUGCACUCUUAAUAAAAAAGGAGUCCUAGUACGACUCGAUGGUUUUCGGGAGAACAAGUAGUCCGAAGCAGAGAUGGAAAUUUUGUAUCAAGGGUUCUGCUAAUCUCAGAAUCAGAUGCUUGUUAUACCAUCUAGAUUUUGCCAAAUCUUAGAGUAAUAUGAGGACUUGAUAGAGUUAUACAGCUUGAAUUGGAAGUUCUGAGGAGUUUCUCUUCCUUGACCUUUGACUUUAAUGUUUUUCCCCUUGAGGAUACCACUUAAUGGGGUGAGACUUUUUU
Messenger RNA from Syzygium oleosum, 2536 nucleotides. Its product is annotated as pumilio homolog 24. Gene Ontology annotation, cellular component: nucleolus. The record is from RefSeq and is a predicted model, not a curated record. The transcript is spliced from 18 exons. Gene Ontology annotation, biological process: regulation of translation. The coding region runs from base 131 to 2077 and encodes 648 amino acids. Gene Ontology annotation, molecular function: mRNA binding. NCBI's taxonomy places the organism in Eukaryota, Viridiplantae, Streptophyta, Magnoliopsida, Myrtales, Myrtaceae.